Molecule: messenger RNA, 3795 nt
Organism: Penaeus chinensis
Lineage: Eukaryota; Metazoa; Arthropoda; Malacostraca; Decapoda; Penaeidae
Gene: Svip
Exons: 4
Coding region: 86-337 (83 amino acids)
Biological process (GO): negative regulation of VCP-NPL4-UFD1 AAA ATPase complex assembly; positive regulation of autophagy; negative regulation of retrograde protein transport, ER to cytosol
Cellular component (GO): endoplasmic reticulum membrane
Source: RefSeq, a predicted model, not a curated record
UGCACCGUCAGCUGAUCACCAAAACAAACCUUUACACCAAAACAUUACCUGGAAAUCAACAGUUGAGGGAAAAAAUAGCCUAAGAAUGGGUAUCUUCUUGUCAUGCUGUGGUGGAGGUGGGUCCUCAAGCUACCAUGAUAUGGACAGUGAUCUUGAUGCAGAAACACGUCGACGACAGAUGGCAGAAGCUGCAGAAAACCGUCUGAAGGCUCAGGAAGGUCGUGGGAUUAGAGACCCGGCUGCACUCAAACAACGACAAAAGCGAAUGGAAGAAAUCGAACGAAAACAAGAAAUGACGGAAGGCAAUGAAGGUGGACUUCGGUGGCAAGUUGGUUAACAGUACAGAAUUCAAGUUGAAGAAGAGCCUCUAAUACCUAUACUAAGAAAUGUGUCACUAGCCUGUGUUCAAGAUAUAUAUGUAUUUUAUCUUCAAGGAUGGAAAAUAGCCUUACUUUUGCCGAAUUUUUGAUUUCAUGAAUCUCUCGUUAGGGUUCUCACUACCCUCUCCCUAUUGCACGUAAUAUAGUUGUCAUGAUCGUAUCCUUAUCCCUGAAUCUUCUCCAAACACUUAUUUUAUAAGGUUUCCCAAUUUUUUUUAUCAUGAGGUCAAUCUGAAGAAGAGGAGUAUGCUGUGAGUUACAUGAAUGUGACACCGUGUUUUUUGUUUGAUUGUAGAAGUCAUUGUCCAUAGAUUAUGUCAUACACAUCUGUAAUAUUUGUUAUCUGUCUAUUUCUAGAUAUUGUAGCUUUUAUGGGAUACUUGGUUUAGACAGGUUAUUAAAAACUCUUUGUGGUAGGUACAUUUUUUUUCAUGUGUUAACUUGAUGAUGGCUUUGUGACUGACUUGGUAUAGAUAUUGCCCACACAAUAACCUUGUAAAUAAUGAUAACAGUUAAAUAAAUCAAACAAAUAUAUAUAGAUAUAAAGAAUGUCACACAGAGCAGAUGUGAGGUUUUAUAGUCAGAGUUGUAUAUUCAGUUUCUAAUUUACAGUUUAGUUGAGCUUCCACAUUGACUUUCAGUUUCUUUUUUUAAGUUGUGAUGUGUUUCCAAGUGUUUGAUUCAUGGAGAGGUGUUUUGAGAGUCUCUCUAGAAUGCCGGAAAUUAUGAGAGCUGAUCUGGCCAUUGCCUUCUAAGCAACUACAGUAUAUGAAUACUUGUACCAAAAACAUAUGUGGGUAAAACAUCAAUUUACUGUAAAAAAAAAAAUAAUCAGGAAACUAGACUAGAGGAAAUGAUAUCAAGUAUAUCAACUUUCCAUCAAAUAUUGAUUUGCUGAAAGUUGUGAACUAGAAACUUGCUUGCAAUACACACAAGAUGAAAUGCAUGAUAUUGGCUAAAUGUUAUACUUCCUUAGGUGACAUUAGUAGUUUAAGUUAUGAGACAACAGAGAUUACCAUUGGUAGUUAUUCAGUGUGCAAUUAUAUACAAACACAUUUAGGUAGAGAAACAGAAUUUUAACCCCUAAAGGACAAUAUAUGGUAAUUUCCUUCCUCAUAUAUGUAUGAUAUGCAGGGUCAAUGAGAGCACAAGUCAUUUUCCCUGCCAAUUUCUUCAUUUAUUUACUGUGGAAUUUUGAGUCUCCCUUUCAAUUUAUUUCAGUCGUGAGUUCACGCGCAGCUUUGGACUUUCCCGUCCUUUAAGGGUUAAGUUAAAGAUUUAGUGUAUGACAUUACCAUCGUGUUCAUUCAAAUUAUAUGUCUUGCUGUAGUUUGUUACAUAUACAUAUAUACAUCUCAAUACUGUAUUGCACAUAUGUAUUAAUGUUUUGCUGUGUUCUUAAUAUAUAAGAUUAUUUACUCUCUUAAAAGUAUGUUUGUAAUUUCAAGGACAAAAGUGCAUCAGUAAUUCCUUGUGAAAGACAAGUCUGAUAAUGUAAAAGAGGUAGAGCAAGCAUGAAAAACUGAUGAUGGGAGUUGCAACAGAUUCAGAUUGACACGGGUCAUGGGACUAAGGUGAAGGUGGUACAAUUUUUAAUUAUCAUUUGCUUUGAAAUCAUCCUUUACAAUAGUCCAUGUUUUUAAAGAGCAGUAUCAAUACUUUCAGAAAUAUAAUGAAACUCCUUUUUUUCUUUCUUUAUUUAUUUUUUUGUUAGUAAGCUAAGUGUUAUAACAUACUGAUCUGAUUCUAUGAUCAUAUAUAAAUCGUUGUAUUUGAAUUAUCAUUGAUUGUGUUUUAGAAGAUGAGAAUGCUAUAAUUUUGAGUGUGAUUAAUGUAUAUUGGAAUCAUCAGAGAUGUAGACACUAGUAGAUAAAAAAAUAUUCUUAAUAUCUUUCUUCAUCAUUUGUAAUGAAUAAAACCAGGUGCUUAUUUAUUAAUUUAUUCUUUCUUAUCUGCAAAAUAGUCUCAUAUUAUGGGAAUUAAUCUCCAAGUUAGAAAUUAGGGACAUAUAAAAGGGGGAAAUGGGCCAUUUAAUGUUAAGUGGUAGAAACCAAGAAGAGAUUUGAUUUAAGAGAAAAUAGAUAAGGCAGGAAAUGUGUUUUAUUAUUUCAAGUGUGAGAUUAAAAAAAAAAAAAAAAAAGGAGCACUUUGCAGGUUCACAAGUAGAUAACUAGUACUAGAAUCAGGACAUUAAUUUCCAUGUUAGCCUUGCCCAUUUUACAUAAUUUGAUUUGCACUUACCUAGAAUUUUGAAACAGGUGUAUCUUUGUCUAUCUUCAUAUUUGCUUUAAAAAAAGGAAUACAGAAAGUCAAAUGUGCCCAUUUUUGAAGGGUAAUGUAAGCAAAACUAUAUUACAUUGCAGGUUAUACAAACUGACAGUUAUUUAUUCAUGCAAGCAAAAUGCCAAAGAACAAAGAAUUUUGCAAAUAGUAUUUUGUAUUUUUAUAUGGAUUCUUAUGAAUCUGAGCUUUAUACAUGUAUUUUAUAUACCUUUCUAUCUGUGCUAUUUUCAACACAGAAGUUUGUUAAUACAGCUCUUCUUUCCACAGUUUUUUUUUUUUUUUGUCUACAUAAUUUAUAUUUCUGGAUGUGCAGCCAGUAAUGUUGUUUGGUGUGAACAUUAAUUACGUUAUGGAUUGUCUAAGACAGAAAUUGUUCAUGUUUGUUUUAGUUGAAGAAGCUGUAAUAAUGGCAUGGGUACUUAUUGUUAUUAUAUCCUUGUUUUCCCAUUUUCCAUUAAACGAAAUAUAUUAAAGAAGUAUUCAAGCAUUUUCCAUUCUUGUUUUCAAAAUUAUGUAGUCAUUGAAGCUUAUUUUAAUCUUGAAAAUUAUUAUGAAAUCUAGUUUUACCUUUUUUUUUUUUUUAUAAAAAUCAAGAGGAUCUGACUUUUUAGAAUAUAUGAUUAUAUAUAUUUUCUGACAGUAAAAGUAAAUAGAUUUUUGGACAAAAUACCUCAAUGCAUUAUAUAUUACAGUGUCUUUUAAAGUAAUGAGCCUGCCUCAUAAUGCAGCAAAAUUCAGAGAACUGAAUUAAAACAGGUCUUUAGGGAUGUUUGUAGCAAAUAAGAAGUGUGCAUUAUACAUUUUCAUUAGCCAUUAUAUAUAUAUAGUAAUCUGUAUCAUUCCUUUUUUCUCUUCACCCUCUACCAAAGAUCUUAUUCACCUAAAAUAAAGCAUGAAUUUCUCUCUUCCAUUCAUUAUCCAUUCAUCCCUGUAUUCACUCGGCACUGAUUUUGUUUUUCGUUUUAUGGUUUGAAAUUGUGGUUUUAUAUCCUGUACUUAAACACAUCUUGUAAUCACACAUUGAAUCACACUCACGGAUAAUGAUUUCCCUGCUGCCUUAUCAUAUGGUUUUUAAUACUUUCUUUAUUGUAUUAUACAUUGUGAGAUACAAAAUAAAUUAUGUUACACUGUA